Molecule: messenger RNA, 636 nt
Organism: Colletotrichum higginsianum IMI 349063
Lineage: Eukaryota; Fungi; Ascomycota; Sordariomycetes; Glomerellales; Glomerellaceae
Product: Ras-like protein Rab-6A
Exons: 5
Coding region: 1-636 (211 amino acids)
Molecular function (GO): GTPase activity; GTP binding
Source: RefSeq, a predicted model, not a curated record
AUGGCGUCCGGCGCAAGCGGGUCUUACAACAACCCCCUCAAGAAGUUCAAGCUUGUCUUCUUGGGCGAGCAGAGUGUGGGGAAAACGUCCCUCAUCACUCGGUUCAUGCAAGCUGUCAUUAAUGCUCAAAGGGCUGCUGCCUCGGCCCGGCUCGAACCCACCCCGUCUAAUUCGUUACAGACCAUGUACCUUGAGGACCGGACCGUCAGACUACAGCUUUGGGAUACCGCCGGCCAAGAACGUUUCCGCAGUUUGAUUCCUUCCUACAUCCGUGACUCCAGCGUCGCGGUCGUCGUCUAUGAUAUUUCAAAUGCGAAAUCUUUCCAGAACACGAAGAAGUGGAUCGACGACGUGCGCGCCGAGAGAGGGAACGAUGUGAUCAUCGUUCUCGUUGGCAACAAGACGGACUUGAACGACAAGAGAGAAGUGACAACUCAGCAGGGCGAGGAGGAGGCCAAGAAGAACAAUCUCAUGUUCGUGGAGACCAGUGCGAAAUUGGGACACAACGUCAAGACACUGUUCAAGAGAAUAGCGCAGGCUCUCCCGGGCAUGGAGGGAUCCGAUGCCGCCACGCAGGCCUCGAGCCAAAGUGCGUAUUUCCCUCAACAGCAGCAAGCAAGUAUUGGAGCGGACUGA